Messenger RNA from Trichosporon asahii var. asahii CBS 2479, 4056 nucleotides. Its product is annotated as DNA replication helicase dna2. Gene Ontology annotation, molecular function: single-stranded DNA helicase activity; 5'-flap endonuclease activity. The coding region runs from base 1 to 4056 and encodes 1351 amino acids. Gene Ontology annotation, cellular component: cytoplasm. The record is from RefSeq and is a predicted model, not a curated record. The transcript has 4 exons. NCBI's taxonomy places the organism in Eukaryota, Fungi, Basidiomycota, Tremellomycetes, Trichosporonales, Trichosporonaceae. Gene Ontology annotation, biological process: replication fork reversal.
AUGAGCGACCGCGUCGCAAAGCGGCCCAGGGUUGGGCCCUCCGAAGCCGAGGAGGAGGCGAUGAUGAAAGCCCUUUUGGAAGGCCUGACGCCAAGUGACUUUGAUAUCACGCCCAAUUGCUCUCAGGCCACGCCGCCGAAGGCGACGUCGCAACGCUCAACCAGCGCGAGCAGACCUCUCCGGACACCACAAACGACUUCCACAUCUUCCCCAUCGUCCUCUCGCCGAAACCCUCCAACGGCCUCUCGUGCAUCCGCACCCCGUCAUGUCAGCGUGAAAAUGUCGCCGAAACGACCCGCAUCUCCUCGCAAGUCUACGUCAACCAGCACGGACCACAUGUCGCUGCUGGGGUUGAAUCAGAAAGCAAAAGUCACCGCAAGCGGCGACGUACGAGUGAAGAGCGGAAAAAUCUUGUCGCCCAAACGGAGGACUGCGCUGCUGCCGAGCCUGCCUGUAAAGAAGGAGGCCAAGCCUCUCUCGUCCAGCUUGACGCACAUCUUCAACGAGUCGGCGAGUCUCGCUGGGCCCAGCAUCGAACUCGCACCGCUGAAGACGCCGACACGGGAUGGAUCGAUCACACCACCGCCGAAGCCGAUACCGUCUACGCCCAUUAUUGAAGAUGCGUGCCUGCCUCCUCCCAGCCAAGAGUCCAUGUACGAUGAUGAUUGGGACUUGGACGCCCUGGCAAACAUGGAUGAGGCGGAACUCAUCAAACCGGUGAUCAAGUACCCCCUUCCUCACCCUCCUGUGCCUAGCCCACCGCCAGGAUACGCGCCGACUCCAUGGGUUAGGUGCACUAUCGCAAGCGUUCAUGAAGGAGUCCUCGCUGCGGUUGGCGGGGAGGUGCUGCCGAGCUCCUUCCACGUCCAGUCACUCGUCGUGAACACUGCGGGUGGGGAGCAGCGUGUCCUCCAGCUCAAGGAUCAGUGGUCCCAUUUGAAUGUUCGCGAAGGUGACAUUGUAAAUAUCAUCUCCCCCCAGCUAAAAGAAGAUGGUCCGAUAGUCCUCAACCUGAAGGCCAAAUCAACCUACCUCAUCCACCACCCGGACGUGCUUGUGACUAUGACGGCCAUGGCAGGCUCCCAGCCAUGCCCGAGGCGGCCAUUGCUGCAAUCUUUGAUGAGGCUGCCGGAGCCGCCGUCCAAAGCCAUGACCUACGGCAACAUUCUGCACGCGCUGCUGCAAAGUUCCUUGACGCAACAGAACUUCGACCCCGACUUCACCAAGCAGAGCAUAGCGGCUGAGCUCGGUGAUGAAGGUCGGCGCCUGGAGAUUUGGGGCUCCGGGUUGAGUGACAAGGACAUCGAGGAUGAUCUCGGGCCGAUGGCGGUUGACGCCUUCUCGUCCUUCGGCCGAAAGUGGGUUGGACCUGACGUGUCGGACGACGGCCCGCUCAUCACAUCCCGCGAAGAGGUCUGUGGUGCGGCGACUAUAACCGGCCUCCAUGACAUCGAAGAGGACAUCUGGUCCCCCAAAUGGGGCUUGAAAGGGAAAAUCGACGCCAGCGUGCAGAUCCGACUUCGACGCGAGGGUUCCUCCGAGAUUCAGGAUCUUAUCGCCCCGCUAGAAAUCAAGACUGGCAGGUCCAUCAGCGGGCUCUCCCACCGUGCCCAGACUCUUCUGUACACUUUGUUGAUGGAGGAUCGCUACGGCCUUCCUAUCCCAUCUGGAUUGCUCUACUACUCCCAGCUCAACUCUGUGGUCCUCAUCGACGCCAAGGACGUAGAAGUUCGGUCUCUUAUCAUGGCGAGGAACGAAUUGGCCGAAUGGAUGGUUCGCGAGCGCCAGAGCCCAAAGGCUGAGGGCGAUGCCGCUCUCGCUGCCGAGAUCGAGGACGUCUUCCUCCCCGAGCCCAUCGAUAACCCGAGGGAGUGCAUGAAAUGCUUCGCGUCCGAUGCGUGCCUGCUUUACCGCAAGGUGAGUCGCCGCUCCGCUUUACUGGCUGACAGUGUACAGUCUGGCAAUCUGCCACCACCAAAGGACAACGACCUCGCAGAGAAGUUUGUUGAGAAUGUUGGCCACCUGACGCCCACCCACGUCGAGUUCUUCCGGCACUGGGAGCGCCUCGUCACGCUUGAGGAGCAGGACACGGUCCGUCUGCGAGCUCAACUCUGGACCAUGACUGCCGGCCGCCGCGAGAAGGCUGGCCGGUGCUUCGCUGACAUGGUCAUUGUUAAGGAGGAGGAGUCGGGGCAGUCCGGAAAUGGGACCACGGGCAAGCGCAAGAUCGAUGGAUUCACGUACACGUUCGCACGUCAAGGUGAUGGCCCCGCUCCGUCGCUGCUAUCUGGCCACAUAGCUGUGGGAGACCCCGUAUCGCUGUCCAUCGAGCCGGAUCUUCUCUGCCUCGCUCGAGGAUACGUCACUGCCCUGUCACCGUCAUCUGUCCAGGUGUCAAUGGGCACUAAGCUCGACAUGGCCGUCCUGCUCGCGCGUACGAAGCACGAGGGCACACCCGUCUUCCGCAUCGACAAGGACGAGCUUGCCUCGGGUAUGGCGAACAUGCGCGGCAAUCUCGCCCAGCUAUUUCUGAAGGGCGGGGAUGCGAUCCGGCGCCGCCUCAUUGUCGAUCUGGAUGAGCCCAAGUUUGAUGCGAGCGGUGGACCGGAGGCUGACGAGAUUCCACCUCACCUAAACGAGGACCAGCGUAAAGCGAUGACGCAAGUGCUCUCGACGCUCGACUACAGCCUCAUUCUCGGCAUGCCUGGAACCGGCAAGACGACCACGAUCGCUGAGAUUAUCAAGGCGAUCGUAGCCCGCGGCAAGACCGUCCUGCUCACGAGCUACACGCACAGCGCCGUCGACACGAUCGUGACUAAGCUGCUCGGCAGUGACUUCCAAAUCCUCCGCAUUGGAAAUCCACAGAAGGUGCACCGCGACGUGCAACACUUGACGCUCGAGGCGCAGGGGCCAAGCACCAGCAUCGACAACCUCGAGGCACGCCUCAUGACCCCGCAGGUUGUCGCCACGACGUGUCUCAGUAUCAAUCAUGCUCUAUUCCACCGCCGCAGAUUCGACUACUGCAUCGUCGACGAAGCGAGUCAGAUUACGCUUCCGACAUGCAUCGGGCCACUGCGGUAUGCGGACAAGUUUGUCCUUGUCGGCGACCAUUUCCAGCUGCCUCCAAUCGUACGCAAGGCUGAAGCGCGGGCGGGCGGACUCGACGUAUCGCUGUUCAAGAGGCUCAGUGACGCGCACCCGUCUGCCGUCGUGCCGCUCUCGUCGCAGUACCGCAUGAAUGAGGACAUCAUGCUGCUGUCGAACAAGCUGAUUUACGAGGAUCGCCUGCGCUGCGGUAACGAGGCGAUCGCGAAGCAAGCACUGAGACUUCCGCAUCGCGCGAUCUGCGCUGAUGUAGGAAAGAGCACAUGCGAUGGCGACUGCUGGAUCCAGGGACUGCUCGAGGAGGAAUCCAAGGCUAUAUUUGUGGACACCGACGCGGUGCCCGCAGAGGAGACUCGAGCAGGCGACCUCGUGCAAAACCCAGCCGAGGCCGCGCUGGUUACUCAGCUCGCGCAGGCAUUGGUCGCGUCUGGUAUCCGGCAGCAUGACAUUGCCCUCAUCACGCCGUACAGGCAGCAGAUCAAGCUGAUCUCUCGCCUAAUGGCGGGCGCCGGACUCGGCGACGUCGAGGUGCUCACGGCCGACAAGGCGCAAGGUCGGGACAAGGAUGUCGUGCUCGUAAGCCUAGUCCGCAGCAACGAUACCGGUAGCGUUGGUGAGCUGCUGCGCGAUUGGCGCCGCAUCAAUGUGUCCUUCACCCGUGCCAAGAAGAAGCUCGUCGUCUUCGGUUCCCAGAAGACGCUGAACCAGGACUCGCUACUGCGCAAGUUCUUCGACCUCAUGGCCAAGCGGAAGUGGAUCCGGACGCUUCCCUCGGGUGCGGACACUUUGCACGCGUGGUCGACCGUUGAAGCUGAGUCUGCGCACUCGGACGGCAACACUAGUGAUGCCGAUGCCAAGGGGAAGAAGAAGUCGGCUGUUGUGAGCGCCAAACUGCUCGCAAAGCACCCGUUCACGAGCGAGAUCAUCGAUUCCGUUGUAGAAAGCCUGUAG